This is a messenger RNA of Larimichthys crocea (large yellow croaker), 1423 nucleotides long. RefSeq names its product RAD51 associated protein 1 (gene rad51ap1). The coding region runs from base 239 to 1228 and encodes 329 amino acids. Lineage: Eukaryota; Metazoa; Chordata; Actinopteri; Sciaenidae. The transcript has 9 exons. Gene Ontology annotation, biological process: double-strand break repair via homologous recombination; interstrand cross-link repair. Gene Ontology annotation, molecular function: double-stranded DNA binding; single-stranded DNA binding. The record is from RefSeq and is a predicted model, not a curated record.
CGCGUUGACGUCACGUCCCCCGGGUUCAGGCGGGCUGCUUGAAAACACGUCGAGCUGUUUUCUUCAGUUUCUCGUUUGUGUCGCUAAAACUAACAUUAAUUAACGUGUUAGUUAGUUACAUUAAUUCCCUGAAUGAUCGUAUACAUUUGUAAUGAUCGACAGUCAUAGCUAGAUUAACAUUUAACGGCCAGGAAACGUUAUUUAACUUUAUCGUAACUGUUAGCUGGAUAAAUCAACAAUGGACCGACCGCCACGGAAGACAAAGGUUGUGAAUUACUGUGAAGCCAAGGACUUUGACGACGAUGAUGAGGAUUUUGCCUGCGUGAAGGCUCCACCCAGCAAAAAAGCCAGAGAGGACGUGAAACAGGAGCACAAGAAAUCAUCGAGCAAGUCCUCCAGUCAAGAGUCCAACUCACAAUCAAGCCAGAAGAGAGAGAGAAGACCCUUGGAUGAGAGGCUGCAUGAAAGAGAUCUAGAAGCAGCCAUCACACUAUCCUUGCUCAAUAAUGCAGACGGUGUAAAGGACCUAUCUCCCACCAGUAAAGGUGAUGUGAAGGUUCAAAUUCUGCCGGAUGAAAACACAGAUCCAGCUUCUGUGCACCUGUCCAACUGCAGCGUGGACAGUGCAGUUUUCGGUCUGGAUGAAAUCACAUCAGAAAAGGACUCACUUGCUUCCUCUAGACAGAGAAACGCUGCUGCUAAAGCCACAGAAGAACCAAGGAGGAAGCGUACAGAUCAAGAUGAAGAUUAUAAGCCCAAACUGACACCAGAUUCAGAAAGCGAUGAAGAUUUCAGUGAACCAGCUGAGAGCGAAGACGAGGAAUUCACAGUGAAGAAAGUCAGCAAAACGAAGAAGAAGGAUAAAGUAACCAAGAGUGUGAAGCCCAAACAGCCUCCCGUCUCUAAUAAAGACAAGCCAGCGUCAAAACCAUCAAAGCCCAAAUCACAAGCAGCAGCAGCGACCACGCCAGUGAGAAGUCCUCCAACAGCCAAACUCGCACCAAAGAGACCUGCUUCUUCCUCCACGGUUUCCACAUCGAAGCCUACGUUCACUCCCAGCCCAGCAGGGGGCAAAAUACCAAAGUGGACCCCGCCAGGUCAAAUUGGUAGAAGUCCCGGUUCAACCCAGAGUCCAGCAGUUAAGUCCAGUCCAGGUCAGGGUCUGCGGCUUGGACUGUCCCGUCUGGUUCGAGUCAAACCUCUUCACCCGAGCGUUGCGAUUCACUGAGUCAUUUUACCUUCAACACCUAUUUUAAAAUCCUCCUCAUGAGAGUUCAUGCCUCACAUUCAGAAAGAACUGUCUUACUUACUUUUCUUUUUUUUUUUUAAACUAGUCUCAUAUUGUUCUCCCAUUUCUUUCUAUUACGUGUCAACACUGUAUAUUAUGUACAUAUAAAUAUAUAAAAUAAAAUUUCAAAUCAGU